Messenger RNA from Schistosoma margrebowiei, 2967 nucleotides. NCBI's taxonomy places the organism in Eukaryota, Metazoa, Platyhelminthes, Trematoda, Strigeidida, Schistosomatidae. The record is from the annotation of a GenBank genome assembly.
ACUUCGCCUGUCAUUCUGCUGCGUCACUGUUCUCGUGUCCUCCUACUCGCAUUAAAUUGUUAAAAUUAACUGUUAGCUUAAGCAUUAUUAUAUUGGAUUGAUAACUUCUAUAAUUAACUGAGGAUUUCUAAUGUCACUUCAUCGUUCUUCUAAUGGACCUCCACCAGCGAAACCACUUGUUGCAUUGCUUGAUGGUCGUGACUGCACUAUUGAAAUGCCCUUGUUAAAAGAUGUGGCCACAGUUGCUUUCUGCGAUGCUUCAUCCACCAGUGAAAUUCAUGGCAAAGUCCUUGAAGAAGCUGUUGGGGCUUUAAUGUGGCAUACCAUUUCUUUAACGCGCGAGGACCUUCAGAAAUUCAAAUCACUAAAGAUUAUCGUGAGGAUAGGCAGCGGUUAUGACAACAUUGACAUAAAAGCCGCUGGGGAACUUGGAAUUGCUGUUUGUAAUGUUCCCGGAUUUGGUGUUGAGGAGUCUGCAGAUACGACACUUUGCCACAUUCUGACGUUAUACCGACGUACUUAUUGGUUAGCAAACAGCCUGCAAAUGGGCAAACGGAUUAAUGGACCUGAGCAUUUAAAGGAAGUUGCAAACGGGUCUGCUCGAAUACGACGUGAUACUCUUGGGAUAGUUGGUUUAGGCCGAGUUGGAACAGCUGUGGCAUUACGAGCCCAAGCUUUUGGAUUUCAUGUAACAUUUUACGAUCCUUAUCUUCCAGAUGGGAUCGAACGAUCAUUGGGUAUCGAACGUGUUUACAGUCUUCAAGAUCUACUAUUUCAUAGUGAUUGUGUCACUUUGCAUUGCUCACUUAAUGAGCAAAAUCGCCAUAUGAUCAAUGAGCAUACAAUAAAGCUAAUGAGACCGGGUGCAUUUUUAAUCAAUACUGCUCGAGGUGGUUUAAUUGAUGAAGUAGCCCUUGCUGCUGCACUUAAGGAAGGUCGAAUACGUGCUGCAGCAUUGGAUGUAACAGAGACAGAACCAUUUGUUUGGAGUAAUAGUGCUUUAAAAGAUGCUCCAAAUCUUAUUGUAACACCUCAUAUGGCAUUUUACAGUGAAUCAAGUAUGCGUGAAAUGCGCGAGGCAGCUGCAAAUGAAAUCCGAAGAGCUAUUUCAAGUCGCAUACCAGACUGUCUUCGAAACUGCGUCAACAAAGAAUUUAUGCCCAAUGGUGGUUCGUCAUUAUUUUCUCACGGUUGUUCCAACAAUAGUCUAUCCAAUAAUAUCAAUAAUAAUCCCCUUCUUAAUAACAAUCAUCUGUCUCUUGGAGCAGGUAUACCUGGUGUUAAUGCCCUCAAUAGUAGUGUAGCUUCAGGACUAGAAAACGCCGCACGUGGUUUACAUCCAGCAGCUGCAGCUGCAGCGUUUGGUCUUUCAGCAGGUCUUUUCUCUUCUGCUGCAGGUGGAGGUUGUGGUCUUGGAGUAGGUGCUAAUAGUCUCCCCUUCCCUGCUAACCUAAUUGGUGGAUCGGGGAUAGGUCUGUCAAAUGCCGGUGGUGGAGGUAUUCUCACCAACAGUGGUGGUCCAACAACAAUCCCGGCCCUCCCUCCCCCUCCUGCCGUUGCCGCGGCCGCCGCAGCCCAUCUAGCUGGCCUUCCUCCCGUCUCAGCGUACGCCAACUUCUUUCCUCCUGGAUUAGCCGCUGGUUUAGGCCUUCCUCUCCCCCCUCCGCACGCUGCAUCUUUGGCUGGCGUAACCGGAUCCUUAGGAGGUACAACGACUGGGUCUUCAACGAGUGCAACCUCAGGCAAUUGUACCAAUAAUUCUACUUCAGGCUCAGGAGGUCAGACAGUCAGUUCCCCCUCACCUGCAACCAGCGGUUGUAUCCCCGGUGUAUCCAGCAGUACUUUUGAUAGCGUACAUGCCAGGCUUGCUGCCGCCGCCAGUCUUGUUGCUUCGGGUCUAAAUCCGAGGUAAGUGUUACCGUUGCAUUAAUUUCGCUUUUCAUUUGUAAAUAAUGUACAACUUAAAAUAAAAAUUUCAGCACUGAAAAAGGUACUUUCAGCUUCUUGCACUUGGUAUAGUUGACUAAUUUUUAUUGACUAACGGGCAGAAGUUAUUUACUCACUUAAGACCGACUCACUGCCCUUUUAUGUAGCAGUAUGUGUGUUCUUGUAUGGUACAUAUAUUUUAUACUUUUACAUGAGUGUAGUUAACAUAAUAACGUGGGUAUUAAUUUCGCUCGUAAAAAAGUUUGGAGUUCAUAUUAGUUAGCUAUAUGACAGAACAGACAAAUACGUGAAAGUUUCAGGAUUUUAAAAUUAGUUAACUUCACUAUGAUUGCAGCUCUGAUAUUGAUAUACAUAACAGAUUAGGCUUUUUCAUUCAGUUAUUGCGAAUUAAUCCAUGCAUGCGGUAUUUGCUCGACAAACAAUUUAUCUAAGCUGUAUAACAAAUUUUGUUUUUAUUAUGUUUUUUUCCUUUAAAAGUUAAAUAUAUCUAAGCACAUUUCUCUGGUUUACUCUCAAAUAGAUCAGAACUUAAUAAUUCUGAUCUGUUUAAUCGUCUUCAAAUUUCGUAACAGUAAACUGAUAAUAGCACCUUUAGAGUAACUAAUAGCUAUAAUGAAAAGUUUAUUUUCUGUCGAAUAUCGAUUUAAUGAAAUAAAUAUUAAGCUCUUUUUUUCAUGAACAUGAUCAAUAUAAUUUGCAGUUUUUUUUCUUUAAAGUGAUGUUAAUUAUUUAUAAAAAAGAACAGUGCUAGUAUUUAACCUGUAAAUUUAAUUAACUUUGUUUUUCCCUUCUGUUUAACUAUUUUCUCUUCCAGAUCUUCAUGAUACUACACUUUUCUUAUCAAAAUUAAUCAAAAGGUGUAAAGUGAACAAACUAUAUAAAUGUUUUGCUAACUUUGAACUAUAAGGGGAUUUGUUAAUCCUAUCUACCUACCAUGCGUAUGUGUAUCGCAUGUGUACUUCAUACAUUAAUAAAAUGUUGUGUUAUGAUUUAUUUUUUUAAAUUAAAAAUUUAUACAUC